GCCGCUUUGGAUUGGGCAACGAUGGAUCGCGUUUGGAUUUCGGGAAGAACACGCACGGCAGUCAUGGCCAGAUCUUUAAUUUCCACGGAAUCUAAAGUCUGGACAUAAGAUCAUGGCGGAGCCUGCUACUUCACCGAGCCGACGAGCAAGCGUGGAUUCAGUGCUGUCCGAUUUCCAAGUGGAGCUCCUCAAGAACCACCGCCAGCAAAUCCCCGACGACGAUGAGUUCUUCCUCGACGAUCAUCCAAAGUCUGGACAAAAUGGAUCGAAUUUGCUACUGGACGAACGCGAUGCCUCGAUGAAUGAGUGCUCGACGUCGUCGCCAUCGCAAUUGGCCGAUUCUUCCUCGGUAGCGUUGUGGCAGGGAGGUGUCCGGCUGGUAAUUGAGGCACCAAUCGCCAAAGUGUGGGAGAUCUCUUCCGAGAGGUGCGGAAUCUCUCGCUGGAUGCCCAUGAUCGAGGAGUGCGUGGAGAUCGAUCCGGGCGAUGGUAUAACCGGCAGCCGGAGGCGAAUUUCCGGCGAUAUCCUCCCCCGGAUCGACAACAUCCAGUCGUGGGCGAUCGAGAAGCUGGUGGAAUUCGACGCGGAGAAUCACUACUACACGUAUGAGGUGGAGGAGAGCAACAUUGGGCUGGAGGGGUACCGCGCCACGCUCCAGCUCAACGAUUUCGGCGAUGACACCACGCUGGUGAAUUGGGUGUACGAGGUGAGGGCGAUGGAGGACAGCUCCGAAGAGGGCAUGGCAGAUUACAUGGGAAUGUUCUUCAAGGCAUGCCUCAGGCGCCUGGAACUUCUCGCAAGCGGGAAGGAGAGAGACGACGAGAACACGCGUACAAAUCCCAUUGAUCCAGAGUAAAUACGUGUUUGAACACUAUUAGUCCAGCUGGCAUAUAAAAAGAGAAUACGUGCCAAAUUACUAUUGA
Selaginella moellendorffii is the source of this 923-nucleotide messenger RNA. RefSeq names its product lachrymatory-factor synthase. The transcript has 2 exons. The record is from RefSeq and is a predicted model, not a curated record. The coding region runs from base 113 to 856 and encodes 247 amino acids. Lineage: Eukaryota; Viridiplantae; Streptophyta; Lycopodiopsida; Selaginellales; Selaginellaceae.